AUGGCCAUUUACAGUCUUCUUCAAAGGAGAGAUGUCAUGGAAAUUUUGUCAACAAGAUUUGGCAAGAGCAUGAUCUUUACUGUCUUUGCUAUGGCCAAAGAAGAAAUAUCCUCAUCGAAAACCUGUAUGAUCACAAUUUCCCCUCUAAAAAGUACUAUCGACGACCAGAUAUCUGAAAUGUUGUCGCUGAGCUGUACAGCAAUGGACCUUAUGACAGAAACAGUAAAUUUCAGUGCUCGAGAAAGUUCAGCUCAAUUUUCUCUAUUACUCGGUGUUAGAGAAUAACGCACUCCAGCGCAAUACAUCGAACAUUAUCCGCGAUUGUGGUCGAUGAUCGCAUACAGUAAAAGAAAGACGCACAGCGUAAUUCUCCAUACUUUUUUGCUUGGUGUAGUUUAAGUUUAAGCUACAACUUAAAUCUGAAGAUCGCGCUAUACGUAAAAAUCCAACAUCCUGCAAACAACACUUAAAAAGUCGGGCCCAGCGUCAGCUAGCGUCAAAACAUUCACGGACAAAGAAACUACAAACCAAGGCUCCUUGGUUUGUUGUUGUCCAGAUCCAGGCAUUUUAGUCGUAAAAGACCAAAGAAACUGAAAUAUUUAUUUAGCCGUAAUAAAGAGCUUUAGGCUUUAAGAGUGGUCAAAGAAAUUAGUACUUUACAACUGCAUCUGAGAUCAACAAAUUCUAAUUAGCAACACUAACAUUAACCACAGGAAAUAAUAACUCAAUACGGAUUAAACAAACCAACUUCAUGACCUAUAAAUAAAUGUAAGACUUAGUGCAGCAAAAAUAAGAUCUACUCAGUCAAGUUCAGAACGCAGUGUAGUCACCUAUGCGCGAGAUAGCCACAAAGAAAAAACCUGUGUUUGUUCAAGCAAACUCCAAUUCCGGCCAAGGUCACGUUUUACACUAUAUCACGAGCUUUUGUGUCGUGUUUAGGCUGUCAACGCUUUAUUUUUGAUUGGCUGGGAAAACUGAAACCUACGGUGGCCCACAAGUGCACUCCGAAUUCCAAAUGACACUCCUUAUCUUUAAACACACCCCUGAUUCUAAAAGUUCACUCUUAAUUCUAAAAGCUCACUCCUGAUUCUUAAAGUUCACUCGUAAUUCUAAAAGCUCACUCCUGAUUCUAAAAGUUCACUCUUAAUUCUAAAAGCUUACUCCAAAUUCCAAAACUUCACUCCAAAUUUCAAAACUUCACUCCGAAUUUGAAAACUUCACUCCGAAUUCGAAAACUUCACUCCGAAUUCGAAACUCCACUCCGAAUUUGAAAACGCCACUCCGAAUUCCAAAACUCCACUCCGAACUUGAAAACAUCACUCCAAAUUGGAAUUCUCCACUCCAAAUUCGAAAACUUCACUCCCAAUCCAAAAUCGAAAACCCAGAGUCCUCGGGCUCUUUGGUCAGCGGUAGAGCCCUUCGGGCUACGCCGCUCCUGCGCCCGGCUCAACAAAAGCGCCAUACUACGCAGGCUAAAACAAAUCCGGAUCCACAAAUCCUUCACAAAACGACCAAAGACAGACAAAGAUGCACAGGUAAAAUCACUUCGUUUUUAUUGUAAUACUAUCAGCAAUCUUAUAGCUGUCAAGCGUUCGGGAUCCCUGUGCUGCUGGCAUCUAUUUGAAUAAGCGCGAGCCGGCCUGGGUCUCCGCUUACUCUUUAGCCUUCGCUUUUCGUGAUUCUCAAAUGAACAGCUUGAACGUACGAUAUCAAUGGAUUUCUUGCAGGUGAACAUAGUUUUGCCUUGAAUGCGUCCGAAUUAGACAAUAAUUCAUCUGAAGCAUAAAUCGACAGUAAAGGACAACUUGCAGGGGAAUGUCCUGAAAGUGUCAAUAAUACACGGUACUUGAUCUCUUAAUUUGACUAAUUUCAGCGUCAACUGAAGUCUCACCAUGACUUUAUUCUCCUUGAUUUCCCUGCUUGUUUUCCGGAGUGAUAGCACGAGAAGAUGGGUACAAUUAAAUCAGAUUAAAUAGACUAAUUCCUCAACUGGGUAAAAGUUAUAAUACCUUAGUCUUACUUUCAAUGCUUCGAUUAGAAUUUUCACUGCGACAAUUAUGAAAUAAUAUAUCGAUUUAGCCAGGGCUAAAAGCGAAUCUCUGGUUAAUAAUACUUGUAAACAAAAAAAAUUAAAUCGUGUAAUGCUCAACGUGGCGGGCAAUGAAAAUGGCAUCAAGAUCAAUAGAUCUAAUUAGCAAAAAAAAACAAAUUGCACGUGCAGCACACUUUUUUUUCUAACUUAAAUAGCAAAAAAACCAAUUUGCACGUGCAGCACGCUUUUUGUCUUUGUUUGCCGUUGUUUUGCAUAACUACAACGCUGUUUUGUAGGACUAAAACGUCAAACUUCCUGGUUACACAUUAUUUUUAUGGAGGAAUUGUCGUAUGUGCUUCCCCAAUAUUUUUGUCUCCUGUGUUCAUGUUCGCUUUUAUUUUUCACUGUCGCACAUUUUCACUUUGCUAGCCACUAGCAUUUCUCAUUGUCUCACAGCCGCUUUGAAUUUUCAUGUUUUUCUUCCUACAAAAUUCGUCUCAAUCACUCGCUCUAGCUCUUUCUCUGUUAUCCACGUGAGUGUAAACAUCAAAAAUAACGUCGAAAAAGACACGACUUUGUUGUUGUUUUUUCUUUCUAAAAGUCCGGGCGGCCAUGCGAUUUCUUUCCGUUGCAUUUGGGUUGCCAUACCUGUUGAUUGAAUUAUUUGACAUUGGUAUGCCUGUGGUGCGGACGGACGGUCGGGCAGGCAGGCGGUCGGUGUGCGGUCACGCGAUUACCAAAUUUUCUUGGAUGGGUAGUUUACCACAUUUUUUUACCCAUGGUGUUCCGCUGCGCGCAGUGCGCGCGAGAGCUCCGCUAUAAUGUACAGACUCACGGGCACUGCCGGUUUAGCAAACACGAAGUCAACAGUGCGAAAUAACUACGCCAUUUAUAGGAAAUUUUAGCCCCUGGCUUUACAACUGUGCGUACCAAACUGUUAUCAUUAACCCCAUCCACUCCCCCACAAAUCCAUCCAUCAUCAAUGUACUUACCCCCCACCCACUUCUACCUUUGUCCUAGAAAAGGUGUAGAACUGGUAAGCUGCUGGCGAAAAAGACAACUAACCUCCUCCUUCAGUUAAGGUUUUUGGUACAGCUCCUGCCAUCUUAAUGUCACCGACUACAAAAUUAACAACAACAGUUAAAUUAGACCCACGGACGAGGUGCAUGAUAUAAUGCCACAAAAAAAACCAUUGCUCUUGCAAAAACAAAAAAAGGAAAAUAAUAAUAAUAAUAAUGAAUAAAUAAAUAAAUAAUAACAAAAUGAAAUAAGACAAUCAAAACAUUGACUCAUUCAUGUAUAUCGCUUGUAAAUGAAAAGUUUUCGUUUAUGCACCCUUAACGUGUUUAUGUUGAUACAUCUUAUUAGAAUUUCUUUUGAAACGUCAAUGGGAGAGCACCACAAAGAUUUUAAAGAGCCAGAAGAAAUAUCCAACGUAAAAUCUACAAAUGGGCCUUUUGCCGCCCGAGACCAAUUGGCAAGUGACUUCUAGCCAGAAUUAUGGAGCACACGUAUAACCCUAAAAAUAGGAGGGAUGACAAGAAGAACAUAAAGCAAAUAAUAAGUCUGACAAUUUUUAGGUCUCAACUUAUAAGAAGGCAAUUUCAUUGCAGUUUAAAUUGAUCUAUGCAUCAUUAGAAAAGUCGCUGGACCAAACUUUUGGCGGUCCAUUGAGCCAUUUGUAACACAAAUGAUAUUAUUAUCUAUUGUUAUUACUGUUAAUUACUGUUACUAUCAUUAUUAUUAUUAUUAUUAUUAUUAUUAUUAUUAUCUUACAUUUUUUGCAGGUUAAGUGACCAUACCAACGGUAAAUGA
Porites lobata is the source of this 3847-nucleotide messenger RNA. The record is from the annotation of a GenBank genome assembly. NCBI's taxonomy places the organism in Eukaryota, Metazoa, Cnidaria, Anthozoa, Scleractinia, Poritidae.